AAUUGCAUAAGGCAAAUUAUCAGGUCAUUGUUGCUGUCCAGAACACAGAAAAAUUCUGCUUUCUGGAUCCUGAUAAUGAUAUUUUUUAUUGUAUAGAGUUAGACGCAUGGUGCACCAACUUGAAUCUGACAGCUUUGAAAUAUCCAAGGCGUUUUAACAACAGUGUCCAGAAUUAUACCACCCUCUUACUGGAAGAAGAGAAGGGAAUUCUGUAUGUGGGAGCCAGGGGGGCAAUCUUCUCCUUAAGUUCCAGGGACAUCUCUGAUGGCUCCUAUCAGAAAUUAAAUUGGGAAGCAUCUCCUGAGAAGCAAGCAGAAUGCUUGAAAAAAGGCAAAAACAACAAGACAGAGUGUUACAAUCACGUCAAGCUUUUGCAGAGGUUAAAUUCAACCCAUCUGUAUGCCUGUGGCACAUAUGCCUUCCACCCACUCUGUGCUUACAUCGAUACCAACAAAUUCGUGUUACCGUCUCAUUUUGAGGAAGGGAAAGAAAAAUGCCCUUAUGAUCCUGCUCAUGGCUAUACAGGCCUCAUUGUGGAUGGCAGUUUAUAUACAGCAACACGCUAUGAAUUCCGCAGCCUACCAGACAUCCGACGCAACCGGCACCAGCGGGUUCUGAGGACUGAGGAAUCCCCCUUGCAUUGGCUGAAUGAUGCAGAGUUUGUGGCUUCUGUGUUGGUCAGGGAGAGCAUAAGGAGCUCUUUGGGAGAUGAUGACAAAAUCUACUAUUUCUUCACUGAACGUGCCGGAGAGGAGAGCACAUCCAUAUUUGAGAAGACCCAGGUGCCCAGAGUAGCUCGAAUAGCUCGAGUGUGUAAGAAUGAUCUGGGUGGCAAGAAGAUUCUCCAGAGAAAAUGGACAUCCUUUAUGAAAGCAAGGCUGGUCUGCUAUAUACCUUACUAUGAAGUACUGAAAGAUGUUGCCAGUCUGGAUGGUGGUAACUGGACAAGCACUGUCUUCUAUGCAACAUUCAUCUUAUCAGCCCAAUGGAGGAGCAUACAGGUUUCUGCUGUUUGCCGAUACAACAUCUCAGAAGUACGGGAAGCUUUUGAAGGGAAAUUCAUGGAAUACCAAGACUCCUCCCGCAAGUGGUCCCAAUACACUGGGGAUGUACCAGAGCCACGGCCAGGAUCAUGCAUUACCAAUCGUGCUCGCAAAAAAGGCUACAACUCCUCCCAGGAUCUACCCAAUGGUGUGCUGGAUUUUAUCAAGCUUCAUCCACUGAUGUAUGACGAGGUGAAACCUACAGAUAGAGUGCCUCUGCUAAUAAAGAAAAAUGUGGUCUACACCCAAGUUGCAGUAGACCGAGUCCAAGCCCUGGAUGGGCACAUGUAUGAUGUCCUCUUUUUGGGAACAGGUAACGGAUGGAUUCACAAGGCUGUCGUCAUUGGCUCCACGGUCCAUAUCACAGAGGAGAUGCAGGCCUUCAAGAACCCCCAGCCUGUAGAGAGCAUCGUUAUUUCCAAGCAACAGAGGAACGUAUACGUUGGGGCCCAGAGUGGCGUCUUGCAGUUACCACUGUCCACUUGUUCGCAAUAUAUCACCUGCUUCAGUUGCAUCCUGGCUCGAGAUCCAUAUUGUGCCUGGGAUGGCAAGAGGUGCCAAGAAGUAGCUGAUGUUCUGAACAGGUCUCUGCUGAUUCAGGAUGUGCUGCAUGGCAACAUGGGCUGCUGGAAUGAUUCUGUGCAGGCUAUGCUUGUGCAGAAGAACCGGACAGUGCAGCGUGGUGGUGAUGUGCUCUUACCUUGCGAACAGACAUCCAACUUGGCACGGGCGACUUGGAGGGUGAAUGGCACCAAAGUGCUUGCCGAGGAUGGGCAAGGACACUUCCGCUUAGGCGUAGAUGGAUUGUUGGUGACAGACACACAGCUUGAAUAUAGUGGGGAAUACCAGUGCUACGCUGAGGAGAAUGGUCUGCAGGCCUUGGUAGCUACCUACGCUCUAACUGUGCUGCCCAAAGAACUGGGGCCACAGCAUCCCAGCACUCCAGCUCUCCCGUCUUGGCAUUUGGCCAGAGAUGAUGCUGGGAACAUGAACUUUAUCUACAUUAUGAUCAUCACAGUGCUGAGUGGAUUAUGCUUCGUGCUCAUUGUUGUGCUUUCCUAUAUCUGCUCCUUGCAGAGUCGUAGAGGCAAAUAUCAACUGGGGGGUCCCCAACCAUCAAGUGUAGAACUGCAGACUGUUUCUUCAAAUUGCCUGAGCAAAGGAAGGCAGGAUGAAGAGGAGCUGAGCACCUAUCCAGAUGGCUGCCUUCAGAUCAUCCCCGGAGAAGCCCCUACCUUGUCACUGUCACCCAAAGUGACACCUCUGGCUCUCCCUCCUCCCCCUCCCCCUCUCCCUGCUGAGUUCACCAAUGGCAUUUCAACAUUACCCAACAUGCUGCGCAAAAUGAAUGGCAACAGCUACAUGCUCCUGCGACAGAACGAGGAGCCAUGUACUUCACCGCUGUACAACUCUUUCACUGAGGAGCUGAGCAAAAUUCUGGAGAAGCGGAAACACACCCAGCUGGUAGAAAAACUGGAUGAGAGCUCUGUGUAAAGGGGGGGAAGAGAGUCCAUGUGCUGAACUAUUCUCUCUUGCCACUGCACAAUUCCGCUCCCUCAGGCCAAAAGAACCAGUGUUAGGACUCAGCAACUACCUCCGGAGCGGCCCUCCGGAGUCGCCAUAGACUCCGCACUCAUUUCUUUUAUCUUGUUAUUGUCUUUUUUGUUGUUGCUGCUGUUGAUUGUUUUGUUUUUCAAUUGCUGUAAACAAAGAAAUCUGUUUAAAUGGGAAUUAUAUUUAUAUAAAAGGCUGGUCAAUAAACAGGUGCCACA
Molecule: messenger RNA, 2815 nt
Organism: Protobothrops mucrosquamatus (brown spotted pit viper)
Lineage: Eukaryota; Metazoa; Chordata; Lepidosauria; Squamata; Viperidae
Gene: SEMA4G
Product: semaphorin 4G
Exons: 14
Biological process (GO): neural crest cell migration; negative chemotaxis; semaphorin-plexin signaling pathway
Molecular function (GO): semaphorin receptor binding; chemorepellent activity
Source: RefSeq, a predicted model, not a curated record